AUGGCUACUUUCGAUAUCAUCACCGCGGAGUCUUUCGCCGAAGAGAGUCUUCAAGGUGAGGGCAGGAAGAGACAGAGAUACAGGGAAGCAGUCUCCUGCUCGGAAUGUCGUCAGAAGAAGGUCAAGUGUGAUCGAAGUCUUCCGUGCAAUCAGUGCAAAAUCCGCAAGGUCCAGUCCAAGUGUACCUUCACCCAGACAAAAUCUCUACGUUCACCUCAAAGUAGAGCAUCCGCCCGCAAUCCUGAGAAACGACAAUCGGCUGCGUUUCAGCCCCAUGCCCAGAACCCGCAGAAAGAUUUCCAAGAAGACUUUGGUCGUCAUGAAAAUCAGCUGCCCGGCUUCAGUCCUAGAAGUACAAACUAUCUCGCGGUACCAUCUGGCAAGGACUGGACGCCCGAGACAAGUAUGAACGAGCUGAGUGAUGGUUACGCGGGCCACCAGUCAGCUCAGCAGCUGCAGCUACAGCCUCAGAGUUCCUCAUGGCCAAUGCUCACACCACCCAGAAUUGAGCAUUCUCAGCCCAUCGAUACCAAUGGUCUUGACACUGCCGUCAACAGUCGUCAAUUUGAUCUGUCCAUGAAUUCUGAUAUACAUUUCUCUCGGGUCCCUCGACAAAACGAGUUUUUCAACGGUACCAACGACACAGAUACCCCGAGUGGCCAGCUUCCUACUACUCACUUUCCGCACAGCUUUCCAAUCAGCACAAUGCAGCAAAACACCUUGGACGCGAGCAUUGUGCCGCCAACUUUCAGUGCUGCAGGGACCAUGCACAUGCCACAGCCAACCACAUUGAUAACCAACCAAUUGUUGACGAACUGGGUGGAUGACGAGGGUACAACGAAUGCCUUGCCGUGGAAUUUCGACUUCAAUUGGAACUCAUGA
Messenger RNA from Endocarpon pusillum Z07020, 882 nucleotides. RefSeq lists its product as uncharacterized. The record is from RefSeq and is a predicted model, not a curated record. Lineage: Eukaryota; Fungi; Ascomycota; Eurotiomycetes; Verrucariales; Verrucariaceae. Gene Ontology annotation, cellular component: nucleus. The transcript is spliced from 2 exons. Gene Ontology annotation, biological process: regulation of transcription by RNA polymerase II. Gene Ontology annotation, molecular function: DNA-binding transcription activator activity, RNA polymerase II-specific; RNA polymerase II cis-regulatory region sequence-specific DNA binding; zinc ion binding. Bases 1 to 882 code for a protein of 293 amino acids.